Molecule: messenger RNA, 2064 nt
Organism: Cutaneotrichosporon cavernicola
Lineage: Eukaryota; Fungi; Basidiomycota; Tremellomycetes; Trichosporonales; Trichosporonaceae
Exons: 6
Coding region: 1-2064 (687 amino acids)
Biological process (GO): proton transmembrane transport
Cellular component (GO): vacuolar proton-transporting V-type ATPase complex
Molecular function (GO): zinc ion binding; proton-transporting ATPase activity, rotational mechanism
Source: RefSeq, a predicted model, not a curated record
AUGGCGCGGGAAGACGACGAGGCCGCUGUCGAUACCUUCCUUCUGCGCAUUUCACCUGAUCCAGCUCCUGCUCCGGCUCCCGCGACAUUGGAAACGGCAGGGCACCGGGCGCCGCAGUCGACCAUGGCCGACGGCCCUGAUGUAGAAGUCGGUUCGGCGCGCGACAACCUUCCUCCUGAACAGUUGAGAAUGGCGGAGGGUUCUUUACCCACCGUCCAGUCGCCGACAAUGCCCAGCGUCCCAGGCGUCCAAGAUCACGACCCCGAGCAGGAUCUCGAGAGCCAGCGCCGAGCCCGGGCGGAGCGUCUCGCUGCCGAGGAACAGGAGGCUCUCGAGUCUGAAGAGCAGCUUGUCGCAGGAAGAGAGGCCUCGGCUGCUGAAGAGACCACCGCAGUGGACGAGGCGGAGGGAGUGGAGAAGCAGCAACCAAUGCCCGAAGCUGCGGAGGGUAAGCCCCAGCUUGAGAUGCCCGACGGCCUAGAAGGACUACGCCGACGCCGUCCCGACCCAGAGGUACACCCACCAGAUAGCGUCACGGACACCCCUCGUCCCCCACCAGAAAGCGUCCUGCAAGAAGCGAGGUCGGGUGAGGCAACGCCGGCGGGAGACGAACAGCAGUGCCGAAUCUGCUUCGGCGGGCGCGAGGAGGAGGCCGAAUUGGGUCGCCUGAUUUCGCCCUGUCUCUGCGCUGGAAGUAUGCGGUACGUGCAUGUUCAGUGUAUCAACCAGUGGCGUGGGACUGGGGUCAAUGCCAAGACCUUCUUGGAAUGUCCUCAAUGCCACCACCAAUACGCGAUCCGGCGGACUCUCGCAUCCGGGCUCGCAACAUCCAAGACGAUCCUCUACCUCCUCACCACCGUCCUCUUCCUCCUCAUCACCUUCAUCUGUGGGCACGUCCUAUUGCGCUACCUAGUGGCUGCAGCCCAAGUCGCGGCCGAGGCCGAUAAGGCGGCCGAGUCGGCAAAGACGGGCGCAAAGGCAAAGACUGGCGGCAUGACACGGCACGGCGAUGUAUGGGAGAACGAGGACGGGAGUGUGAUCAUCGCAGCACCCGGCCUGACUCUGGUGUACGAUGUCAUUGUCGAGGCGGUUGACAUCUUCCUGGGCCUCGCGGCAGCGGCGUACGACAUGUGGCCUCGGGACGGGCGCAGCUUUCACACCCGCGCGUCUCGCCUAGCAUUGGCAGCGACAAUUCGCCUCAUCCUAGGCCUGAGUGUUCUGGGUUCACUCUCCUUCCUCUCACUCCUAGCUUCACUUUCGCUCUUCGCGCCCCUUCAACUGGUCUACACAAUCUUUGGGACGGGGGUGUUUCGGGGACCAUUGGAGAAUAUCCGCCGUCGCGCUCCCAACAUAGGCGGUAUCCUCGUUAUCCUCGCCGUCGCGAUUGGUGUAGUCAACUCCAUCGUGAGCGUGUACGACGUCGUUCGCGCAAUUGCACGCAAGCUCCUCACAUAUGUCGAGACGCAGAUCCUCGAGGUCAACCCCGAGCAGGCGCGACUCGCUCGUGAAGCCGCGGCCCGCCAACCGCACUGGUUCGAUACGUGGGUUGCGGAACGGAGGUGGCGCCGCAUCAGGGGAUGGUAUGAGGUGUGGGUGCGCCUGUGGGAGUGGAUGAAAGAAGCGUGGCAGGCUGGUAUGGCGUCGCUCAAGGCCAGCGUUGAGGCGCGGGUGAACGCUGCUGAGCGUGCGAGGGAGGUGGAAGGGGAGGCCGCCAACUCGCAGGGCAUCCAGACGCUCCUCGAGGCCGAGAAGGAGGCAAGCAAGGUCGUGACCAAGGCUCGCCAAUACCGCGUACAGAAGCUCAAGGACGCGCGGACGGAGGCUGCCAAGGAGAUUGCCGAGUACAAGGCUCAGAAGGAGGCCGACUUCAAGAAGUUUGAGUCCGAGCACACGUCGCACAAGUCGACGUCGCAGUCGACGAUCGACGAGUCGACCAAGAAGCAGCUCGCCGAAGUCGAAUCGUCGAUGCAGAAGAACCGCGGCGCCGCGCUCACGAAGAUUGUCGACCGCGUCCUCACCGUCGAGCCCAAGCUCCACCCCAACCUCAAAAAGGUCGAGGCGUAG